UUGAAUACACUAGACACGAGGAUCGAUGGUCGAUGAAGCAUGACUUACCAAGUUGAGCAUACAUCUCAUACACGACGCCGACACCCGUAGACCUUUCCUAUCCCACUGACUACAUAUCCUCUAGUGUCUUGUUGUUCAAUCGAGGGUGUGUGGUGAUUUGCCAUUGUUCCUCACCGAAAACCACUGAUUCUUGGCCAUAUCAGCCACUUGACGCUUCCCAGUUCGUACGACGGCAGCGAUCCCAGCGAUGGAUCCAAUGGCAACAGUGGCUUCCGAAGCUAUAUCAGCCCCGUCUUCUGCUGAAGGGACGAAGCCUGACGCACCGAAUGACAGCCAAGGGUCCCCACCCAACAUCAUUAUCACGGUCGCCGCCGCCCCGUUUGAUAACUCUUUUGCAGAUGCAGAUGCGAUCCUACGGUCUGCAGACGGAGCGAAUUUCUAUGUGCACAAGAACAUACUGCGGAUCGCGUCUGCGUUCUUCGCGGACAUGUUCUCGUUACCGCAACCACCACAAGCUGCUUCCCCGGUCGACGGCGACACAGCGACAGACGCGAGCAGUCAUUCCGCUAAUACGUUGCCUGUCAUCCCUGUUUCGGAGGAUCGGCAGUCUUUCGACAAACUCCUGCGUAUGUGCUAUCCAGUCGAGAAACCCACAUUCGCCAGUGUACAGGAGAUAUCCCCUAUCAUCGAGGGAGCACUCAAAUACCAGAUGCGGGAGGCGACAUCAGCCUUAACGAAGGAGCUGAUAAUCUUCUCUGACAGUCACCCUCUAGACGUGUACGCUGAAGCAUGUAGAAGAGGCUUGGAAGAGGUCGUUAGUCGGGCCGCUGCAGCCUUCGCUGCCCCACUUAUCAAAAUUAAGAAGAUCCGCUACGAUACGCCAGCGUAUGCCAUUGACGCGUUCACGCCGCACAUGGAGAAUAUCUCGGCCGCUUCGUAUUUUCAUCUCUUGGAGUACCACAGCACGCGCAGCGCUGAUUCCCUGGCAGCGAAACAUAGCCCUAACACGACGGAAGACGGCACUACGUCCCGUCCCGUACCUUCGCAUCCAUUUGAUGACCCAGCUCCUGCCGACACCAUCAUCCGGUCUUCAGAUGGUAUUGAUUUCUAUGUUCUUCGCUAUCUCGUCGGUUUCUCCUCUCCCGUAUUGGCAUCCAUGCUUUCCGGAGAGGGCAGCUCUAAUCCAGGCGCACCCGCCACUAGCCCACUGCGAAAUCGCCUCAUUGACCUCCCCGAGGACGGCCGUACUCUCGCGCUUCUGUUUCAGCUCUGCUAUCCUAUGCCGGACCCCGAGGUCCAGGAUGGGUCAGCUGACGAGAAACUGUGCGGUGCUUGCCGUCUUCUUGAAGCAGCGAAGAAGUACGAGGUCGCAAGGGCAGCGGUAUUCGCGAAACGGGAGUGCGUCGCGGCUGUUGCUGCGUAUCCCGUCCGAUUGUACUUCGUGGCGUCGAGGUACGGGUGGGAGGAUGUGAUGAAAGACGCAGCCUGGCGCUCUGUGUACGAGACAUCGGAUCAGUACGUCCGGGAGAUGGCGACAGCAUCCGCAGCAGCCUAUCGUCGAUUGCUCGGCGCGAAGUCUGCGCAGAGGGAGGGCGAGGACGCGCCCAGUUCGUACUGGAGUAGAGACAGUUGGUUGGAUGCCAUUCACAGAUUUGUCCGGGAAGAAGCUGCAGCGGGACGCGAGCCACGCCUUCAGCCAGAUGCGGUCCUUCCUCGGUCUAUAAUUCCAAGUGACCACACAAGCCCUGAGGUGACGUGUAGCACUGAUGCCUUCGGCACUCCGGCCGUCAAACAAGGAGGCCGAGGACUCUCUGUCAACCGCACCAGGCAGCUGCACUCCACUAUCAGUAGCUCGCCAGCCCCGAGUCCAAACUCCUGGACAGUGAGCAGACAGAUAGUGAUAGAUAUCGCAAAUGCACUCGCCAAGAUUGAGUUGUGAAGUUGAGGCUUCGAGCAUAUGAUGGGACUAAUAUAACCUGCGGCCGUAGUAAGGGAGACUGUUGUACUCUUGCAAGUUGUGGCUAACUGCGGAAGUCGUAUGAGA
This is a messenger RNA of Fomitopsis serialis, 2044 nucleotides long. RefSeq lists its product as uncharacterized. Gene Ontology annotation, molecular function: protein binding. The annotation marks the transcript as partial. The transcript has 5 exons. The record is from RefSeq and is a predicted model, not a curated record. Lineage: Eukaryota; Fungi; Basidiomycota; Agaricomycetes; Polyporales; Fomitopsidaceae.